AUUUCGCAAUCAACUGUCAAUAUUCAAGACAAUUUUGAGCUUUGAAUGAUAGAUUAUAUUUUAAUCUAAUGAUAUAGUAUCAGAAAGCUCUUACCAGAUCUCCCAACUUGCUACAAUUUGGUUUCAUUUGCCAAGAUGCAGUUGUUUGUGAAGUCGCAGCAGACCCAUGCCUUCGAACUUGUUGGCACGGAGACUGUGUUCGAUAUCAAGUCCAGACUUGAGGCCAUUGAAUGCAUUCCAUCGGAGGAACAGGUCGUCUUCUUUGGUGGCAAGCCCCUCUCUGAUGAUGCAAUCCUUGGAGAUCACGUCAAUGACCUUGCUACUCUCAAUGUAGAGGUCCGAAUCCUGGGAGGUAAAGUCCACGGCUCCCUCGCUCGUGCUGGUAAGGUGAAGGGACAAACACCAAAGGUUGACAAACAGGAGAUGAAGAAGAAGAAAACUGGCCGUGCCAAGAGGAGGAUGCAAUACAAUCGUCGAUUCGUCAACGUUGUGCAGACCUUCGGCAGGAGGAAGGGACCCAACUCCAACUCGUAAUUGAUUUUGUAAUUACAACUGUAUAUUAUUGUCCAUAAAUAAAUAAUGGAUAAAUAAAUA
Molecule: messenger RNA, 594 nt
Organism: Lineus longissimus
Lineage: Eukaryota; Metazoa; Nemertea; Pilidiophora; Heteronemertea; Lineidae
Product: ubiquitin-like FUBI-ribosomal protein eS30 fusion protein
Exons: 5
Coding region: 136-534 (132 amino acids)
Biological process (GO): translation
Cellular component (GO): cytosolic small ribosomal subunit; ribosome
Molecular function (GO): structural constituent of ribosome; protein binding
Source: RefSeq, a predicted model, not a curated record